UAUAAUUUUUACUUUCGACCAAUUCAAUUAAAUGCACGUUUAUGAUACAAUUUUUGUUUAGAAUAAUGCAUAAAAAAAUAUGUUAUAAUGAAAAUUUUGAAUAUAAAUGCGUUUUUAAUUAACAUAUUUGUGAUUACUUUAUUGACAAUAGUUCUUGAUUGGUUGUGGGCUAUUGUAAUAGUUAUUACAAUUAUUUUGUUUAAUUAUAAUUCCAAAACCGACACAGAAUAUUGCAUUAACAAAAAAGUUGAAAAUUUAACCCUUGAAAAUUUAAAAUAUUCAGAUCUUCAAUCGAAAAGUUCUGUGUCCUGUGUUCAAUCAGAGUUGCAUAUGAAAAUGAACUCGAACGCAAAUUUGGUUCAAAGAGAUAAACUGGUUAAUGGGUCAGAGAAAGCUAGUUUGUCUUCUCUAAUACACCGUGGAACAACAAGAAAAAUGGGCUCUGUAAAAAAUAAUAAUCAACCUUUGCUCUCUGUUUUAAAAAAUAAUACUUAUUUGAGAAAGGCAAAUAGUUAUCAUCAAUCACCAUUGAAAAGUCCACUUUAUCAAUCUAUGUCACCAGCAAAACUUAAUUGCAUCUAUAAUUCACCUUUGACACCAAAUAAUAGUUUUACCUCACCAAUAGUAAACAAUCAGUUUACAAGUCCCAGUGUUCAAAUGCAUUAUUUAGAUAAUUUUGCUAACUCGAGGAUUAGUGAAAAUGUUAAUGGUGGUCUUGAGGUUCAUGGUGCAUAUUUUUUAAACAAAAGUUUGUUGCAUACAGAAAGUUCUGAAAAUAUGUAUAGUCUAGUCAAUAAAAACUUUAGUUUGCCUGCUUCUAAACGCUGUAUGGGUAACGAACUUUAUCAAACACUCUGUAAUGAAGAGAAACAAGAACCUCAUAUUUUCAAAGAAAACAAUAACGUUGACAAAACUUGCACUGAAUCUGUAAUUUCUGUUUUAAAAGCUUCAAGCAAACGAAAAAAAGAAAAAGAAAAAGUUUUCUCUCCUACAACUGAUCAACCAAGUAGAUCUAAGCGCAAAAAGUUUGACAAUUCUGAUUUAGACUCAACUCUUAAUGAAUUGUUUCCUCCUAUGAUGUCAUCUGGCUCACCUCUUCGUAAAAGAAUAUCCAAUAUUAGAUCAUCAGCUAACAGAUUAGUGUCUACAGCUUCUCAAUAUGAAAACUUACAAGAGUUUAAACUAGCUGAGCCUGUAAAAACAUUGAGCAAUCCAGUUGUUAGUCGUACUAGAUUUGGUUUAACUGAAGAACAAACAGACGAACUCAUGGAUUACUCUGCUCAGAUUACUCCUAUUGAAAACAAAUAUACUAAUGAUGAAGUAAAAAAUCCCAACAGUAAAUUAGACAAAAUCACUCAUACAGAAAAAAAAGUUAAAUUUAAUGAUGCAUCCACUGAAUUUAAUGAUACACUCCCUAAAAACAUGCUUAAUGAGUCAAACAGUAAUUCUUACACAUCGCUUAAGAAAAAUGAAUCUUUUGGAUCGCUUGAGAAAAGUGAAUCUUUUGGAUCGCUUGAGAAAAGUAGAUCCUCUGCACUAAAAGAAUUGAAGUCUCCCUACAGAAAAAUUUUCAGCAGUUUAUCUAGUCAGACAUUAUUGGGUUCAAGUGAGAAGUUGCGUGAUCAUCCUGUAUACUUUAAUAACCAUAUUGAUAUUGAUGAAAUACAGAACAGCCGUGAAGAAUUUGGAUCUAAAGGUGUUUCUAUAAGUGCAUUUCGUAAUAAUCAAGAACAUGCUGUAAAGUUAGUUAAUGAUUUACUUGAUGGCUCAGAUUAUUCCAAGCAAAAAAUAAUAGCUCCAGCAAGUUUAAAGGAACAGAUAGCAACUUCUUUUGAAAACAAGGCAUCUAUAAUUUCUACAUCUAGCUUACCUGUUUCUGCAACUACAUUGUUUGUUGAUUCUUCAGUAAAGCUAAGUGAAAUUGCAUUUGCAAAACCGUCUCCUACAUUUUUAAAAUCUGAUUCUUUGAAAAGUACAAACCAACAUCUAACCUUUGGUGUGCAAGAAACCUCUUUGGGAAAGGUUUGUACCUCUGAGAAUAAUUCUAAACCACCAGAAGCAGCAUUUAGUUUUGUGUCACCAUCAUCAGUAAUUUUACCAUCGAGUAAUGCUGUUUCAGGCAUGCAAGUGACUAAUAGUAUUUCAAAUGGAUCACAAUCUUCAAUUUCUUUACCUUUGAUAAACCCUAACUCUUUAAAUUUUUCAACUCCUCUUGUAGUGUCAAGCAGUUCAUCUCAAAUAGGUUUUAGUUUUGCAACUACUACAACUGGGUUUUCCUUUCCAAAAACAAAUUUAAGUAAUGAUUUGAACACAUCUGCGGUUACAACUUCAUUGACUGAAAUUUCAUUUGUUGCAACAACUUCAAUAUCAACUUCAACACCAAGUAUUUCGUUUAGUUUAUCAACUUUAACUACACCAGCAUCAAACGUUUCUGUAAAUCAGUUUACAAGUUUGACAACAACAUCAAGUUUAGCUGAAAGUAAUUCUGGUCUACAAACAAGUUUAUUAUCUUUAAGUAAAAAUACACCUAUAACUUCAAUAAACUUUAAUUUGUCUUCUUCAACAAUAUCUUCUUCUUCCUCUAUUAGCACGCCAUUUACUAAUAAUCUUUUUGGCGCUUUUGGUGAGAAAUCAUCAGGAACAUUUUUGUUUGGAAAUUCAGCUGUUUGUACCUCAGUUCCAGCAUCUACUCAGAGCUCAACCUUUUUUUCUAAUACACCCGCUUCUACUACUAUGCUUACUGGUGCAUCGUCUGUAUCAAAUACUUUCAAUUUUGUGGCAAGUUCAGUCCCACCUUCUGUGUUUAAUUUCAAUAGUACUUCCAGUCAAACUUCUCAAAUAUCCAAUCUUUUUGGUACUACACCUUCUUCUACAUUGUUUUCUACCUCUACAAAUAGUUUUAAUAAAGGUGGUAGUGUGUUUGGGUCAACUAUAGCACCUGUAGUAAGUACAACAUCUUCUAGUAGUCAAAAUAUUUUUAACAAUCCUUUACCAACAACUUCAUUAUUUGCAGCACCAACAACUCAAUCGACUCACCAACCGCCAAAUUUGUUAUUUGGGGCACCAGCUGCACAGUCAACUUCAUCUGUUUUUAAUCCACCUACUUUCCCAAACUUUUUUGGAUCAGCUACAACCGUAUCUUCUGCUCCAGCAUUGUUUAAUCAACCUGCGCAAGUAUCCAGUUCUGUUUUUAAUUUUAAAUCCUCUUCAACCACUUCUACCACAAGUGGAUUUUCUUUUCCUUCAGUAGUAUCUUCAGGUUUUGGAACUAAUAACAUAUUUGGAAAUAGUACUACAGUUUCAGCUUCAAUAUUUGGUGCACCUCCGAUAUCUUCUUCUGCAAUAUUUGGAGCACCUCCGACAUCUUCUGCAUUAUUUGGAGCACCUCCGACAUCUUCGGCGUUAUUUGGAGCAUCAAUUCCCAAUAGUGGAUCUAGUGUUUUUGGACAAACAGUAUCACAAAGUUCUCUACCAAAUGUAUUUGGUAAUUCCACACAACAGUUCUCAGCAUCUAAUCUAUUUGGACAGUCUUUACAACAAACUCCAAGCUUCAAUUUUGGGGUAUCGUCAACGCAAUCCUCAAAUAUGUUUGGAGUUCAAUCUGCUCCUAUUAAACCUGCUUUUAACUUUGGCUCUCAACCAGCAACACCAAGUUUUAAUUUCAAUGUCAAUGAUGCACAGACUCCAUCAUUUGCAUCUCUAGGUGCUUUUGGUAAUACUGGACAACCAGGUAUAAACUUUAACUCACCUGUUCCAGGUGGUGGAUUUUCAAUUGGAGCUGGUACUCCAUCUUCUGGUCGACAAACAACUAAAGCUCGAAGAAGAUUAAAAAAAUAACUCAUGUUGUAUUGCAUUCAAAUUUCAAGUCAUUCUAAUUGACGUCAUUCCAAGUGACGUUCAUGUUAAUCUCGAAUUGCAACUUAUCAGGAAUAUUUGAGUUAUGAAUUUUUAAUGUUUAAAAAUUAAACAUUAGUUUAUUACUAUGGCACUAAAAAUUUCGGAAAACGAACGUUUUAAAAUGUUUAUAUUUGCAAGCGUUAAUUCCAUAGAUACAUGAUUCUGUAUGCUACAUUCGUUGUCAUAAAUGUAAAAGGUGGCAAAAAGUAUGAGUGUACAAUUAGAUUUGUAGCGAAAAAGGAAAGUUUUAUUUGAUAAAUUUUUAAGGUAAAA
This is a messenger RNA of Hydra vulgaris (swiftwater hydra), 4170 nucleotides long. Its product is annotated as nuclear pore complex protein DDB_G0274915. The record is from RefSeq and is a predicted model, not a curated record. NCBI's taxonomy places the organism in Eukaryota, Metazoa, Cnidaria, Hydrozoa, Anthoathecata, Hydridae.